AUUUAACUUAUAUGUACCUAGCCAACCCUUAAAAUUAUCCCAAUAAUUUAUCCAGAAGCCUGUGAGGGGCAGCAGGAAAGCUAGCGGCCUUCUAACCAUUGAAAAACAUUAAAAACCCGAUAAAAUUAGAACAGCAAAAUGGCAUUUCUCAGGGCACUGGUCGCAACUACUACAGCAGCAGCCUCAGCUGUACCAGCCGCUCUUGCUCUCUCCUCCUCCUCUUCUUCUUCUUCCAAAUCUUCACAUUUCCCAGCUACCAAUAAUCUCCCGUUCCUCUCUUCUCCAACGAAUCCAUUGGGCCUCUCAAGAAGCUUCACCGGUCCACCCACUGCCCUUCACAUGGAUGCACCCACAUCCGAUCACAAACCCACCUCCUCUCCUUCCCAGGAAGUUGGGUCCUUGCCUGAGCUACUUACGGAGUUCAUGGUGGAUAUGAAGUGUGAGGGUUGUGUCAGUGCUGUCAAGAACAAGUUGGAGACUGUCAGUGGGGUAAAGAAUGUGGAGGUUGACUUGGCCAAUCAAGUCGUGAGAGUACUUGGUUCUUCACCUGUGAAGAUCAUGACUGAAGCACUGGAGCAGACAGGGCGAAAAGCCAGAUUAAUUGGCCAAGGAGUGCCAGAAGACUUUUUAGUUUCAGCAGCUGUUGCUGAAUUUAAAGGUCCAGAUAUUUUUGGUGUGGUUCGCUUGGCUCAAGUGAGUAUGGAAUUGGCUAGGAUUGAAGCCAAUUUUAGUGGGUUGUCACCAGGAAAACACGGUUGGUCUAUUAAUGAAUAUGGUGAUCUGACAAGAGGUGCAGCAAGCACCGGUAAAGUCUAUAAUCCAUCAAAUGAAGGAACUGAUAAAGAGCUGCUUGGUGACCUGGGAACACUUGAGGUGGAUGUUAAAGGUGAUACCUUUUCCUCAGGUGUCAAACAGCGGCUCAGAGUUGCUGAUCUCAUUGGUCGUUCUAUUGUAGUCUAUGAGACUGGAGAUAAAUCGGAUCCAGGUUUGAGAGCUGCAGUGAUUGCUAGAAGCGCUGGUGUUGGUGAGAACUACAAGAAGAUAUGCACAUGUGAUGGCACUACCAUUUGGGAAGCAAGUAACACAGACUUUGUUACCAGUAAGGUCUGAGAAUGCUAGAUUUUACCGUGCAAUUUGUAUUACUGAAUUAAGGAUUCUCUAUGUUUAAAUGAUAUUGAAGUAACUUCUAAGUUUGAUGGACGGAAACAGAAGAAAGCUCUGUUCAAUAAAGGAGAUGUGUACGAUGCGUCAUUUAAGGGGAAAGCUGCUCCAUCUUGUAUGCAUGUACCUUUUUUGAGAAAAUAAAAAUCUUUGUUUUCC
Rubroshorea leprosula is the source of this 1320-nucleotide messenger RNA. NCBI's taxonomy places the organism in Eukaryota, Viridiplantae, Streptophyta, Magnoliopsida, Malvales, Dipterocarpaceae. The record is from the annotation of a GenBank genome assembly.